Messenger RNA from Cinara cedri, 1456 nucleotides. Lineage: Eukaryota; Metazoa; Arthropoda; Insecta; Hemiptera; Aphididae. The record is from the annotation of a GenBank genome assembly.
AUAACGUCAACGUCAAAGCCAUAACAAAAUUCACUAUUAUUAUUUUUAUUACAUAUAAAAUAUCAUGACAAAUGGUUAUCGUUAACUUACUUAUCGGUCGAGUAUACAUAUGCAUUAAAGUUGUGUAACCAAUGUCCUUCAAGAAGCUAUGAUAUAACUACUUGUUAUAUGUCAUUUUUCCGUUCAGUAUAUCGAAGGUUCAUUACCAUGAGCAAAUCUCAAGUUGUUUUUGUAUUAGGAGGCCCAGGUGCCGGCAAGGGUACGCAAUGUUCCAACAUAGUAUCCAAAUUUGGUUUUGUACACCUAUCCGCUGGUGAUCUGUUGCGUGCAGAAUGCAGUAAACCAGAUAGUAUGUAUGGUGAAUUGAUAAACACUCAUAUUAAGAAUGGUACAAUAGUUCCAGUAGAAAUCACAUGUAAACUUAUACAAAAUGCAAUGGAAUCAUCUUCGGCCAAUAGAUUUUUGAUUGAUGGAUUUCCACGAAAUAAGAAUAACAUGAUUGGUUGGGACACUACAAUUGGAGAUAAAGUCAAUCUUUUAUUUGUCUUAUUUCUAGAUUGUCCUGAAGACGUAUGUGUUGCUUAAAUUAUUUAUACAUUUUACCAUAGUACAUUUUUGUUGUUAUGUUAUAGAUUUGUAUAGAGCGAUGUAUAAAGAGAGGCGCUGCAGGAAGUGGCCGUACAGAUGACAAUUUAGAAAGUUUAAAAAAAAGAAUUGUAACAUUUGUAAAUGAUUCUAUGCCGAUUAUAGAAUAUUUUAACAAAAAAAACUUGGUUAAAAGAAUUGAAGCAGGAAAAAGUGUUGAAGAUGUUUGGUCUGAAAUUAUUGAAUUAUUCAAAGAUAUUUAAACACAAAACUACAAAUACAAAUUUAACUUAUUAUAUAAUUUUCUUAACUUGCUAGAUCAAAUUAAUUUUAUUAUUGCAUUGCAUAAUUUAUGUGAAAUAAUAUGUUGUAUUAUGUACAUUAGUAUUUUAAAAUAUGUGGUUAGAUUUUUUAGACUAUUUGAAUGAUUCAAUAAAACUAUUGUUUUAAAUAUGGUUAGACUAUACCAUUAACUAAAAUUGUAUUUGUUAUUUCCACUCCAAACUUAUUAAAAAAAUAAUAAAUUGUAUAUUUUAUGAUUGUUAUUAAAUAUAUUGUAUUUAUUCCACACAUAGAGAUUUGAGCAGAUGAUGUAAUUUGUUUAUGUUUAAAAUAAUAUACAUUCAAUUAUAGUAAAAAUAUUUUAUAAUGACAUUAAAAGAGAAAUUAUAUUUGAUCAGAUAUAUUGUAUUAAUCAAUAUACUAUUUUUUUCUUUUUUACCUUUUUAAUAAUGCACAAUACAACAAUUUUAAUUGUCUAAUUAAUUUGUAUUAUUAACUAUUACCCAAUAUAAUUAAAACUUAUUACUCCUAUUAUAUUUAAAUUGAUUGUGAAAAUAAUUUGUUUUAAUCAUAAAUGUAUUUAUGUGAA